UAACAAUAUGAACGUUCCUGCUUGUGAUGUUAAGAAGUGCAAGAAAGAGUCCAAACUCUACCUUAGCAAUAAGAACAUGUACUUAUGUGAGAAAUGCUUCAAAGCAAGGUAUUGGGGUUUAGAGUUUAAUCAUAUUCAUAAGUACCCUAAAGAAGAAUUUGUAAACCUAAUUGACCCUGAGGAUGCAAUCGAGACCAUAGAUAACCUUCAUCGAUGCACUCAGAUCCUAUUGGAGGGAACUGAAACCUUUGAUGAAGAGCAUGAAGUUGAAGAAUGUAAAGCCUUAGCGGCUAGAUAUGAAGAAGAAGUCAGAGGUCUUAGAACCAAACUUCAAGCUUCUCAAUCAAAUGGAUCCUACUACGAAUUUACACACUUGGCAGAUACGGCUCAGGAUAUUUUGAGAACUCUCAAAAAUGAAGAUCUGUUGAGGGAGCUUGCAGUUAUAAAAUUGUUAGAACAAAGUGAUGAUGCUAAUGUUUCUGCAGACGAAAUCGCUAAAAUGAAGAGACAGCUCAAGAAGGACUACGACGACAAAAUAUACGAAAACAGAGAAAUAGCAAAGGAAUAUAGUCAAAAUUUACUGGAUAACGAUCUUCUCAAGAAAAAGCUAGCAGAUUUGAAGGAAAAACACGAGAAAUCUGAAGCUGAAAAGGAUCGUAUCAUUGAGGAAAUUAUCGCAGAAAAUAAAAAGCUAACUGACGAACUUGCAAUAGAGAAACAAAAGACCAUGGAGGUACUCGAAGACAGAGACCAGGCUAUUUUCAAUGCCCAACAGGCAAAGGAGGAGGCUGACAAGCUCAAGGAAGAGAUCAAAGCAAAGGAUUCUGAGAUUCAGCAAAUUAAAGCCCCAAAACACUCCCUCAAAAUUCCACUGCUCCAACCCUCAAGCCUCCGCUCAAUAACCCCCUACUCUAUUUCACCUAAACCUCCAUCUGCUCCUACCAGGUUAAGCUUGUCCUGCUACUCUUACUCUGAGUUCGAAUCCUUCCUCGAUGAAAUCACUGGGGAGAACUGGACUUUUGGAUCUGACACUUAUAAUAUGUGAGGCCUUCCUCUCUCUCUGUAUGAUACGAAACAGAUGAAAGUGUUAGUCAAACUUAAGAAAAGAGUUCCUGAUGUCAAAUUUGUGGACAUUUCAUAUAUUCCGGUUGAUAACGAAGAGGCUAAAGAGUUACUGGCAACCUAUUUUCCGAACAAAGUAAAGGAGCUUAGUUUUAACUACAAUUCUUCUUUAGGAUGAAUUAGUUAUUACUAUGAAGCUUUGUUAUCAGUUGCUUCUUGAGUUUUCGAGGAAGUAGUGCUCUACAAUUUUAAAAUAUCUCAGAGCCAAGCUGUCAGCCUCCUAUCUGCCUUCCGACACGUCAAAGUGUUUACUUUUGGUGCUUGCACAUUAACCAUAAGUUCGGUUCCUGAUAUGGAGGACCUCAUGAAUGAUUCACAUAUUACAAGAUUGGGGUUGGGGAAUUGAGGAAAUGAGAGUCAUGGAAAUUGGAGUAAAGACAGCAAUUGUUUCCAGAACUUAAUGGCUGGAUUGGCGAAGUCUAGAGACUUCAAAACUAAUAUUCUAAUGGUGAAGAUGUGGGAUAGUGAUUUAGAGAAAAGUAACAGAAGGACCAUUCUGGAUAACUGUGGACUCAGGCAUGUUGAGACUUAAAGUUAAUUGAUUGUAAAAUGUUGGUUU
Moneuplotes crassus is the source of this 1681-nucleotide messenger RNA. Lineage: Eukaryota; Ciliophora; Spirotrichea; Euplotida; Euplotidae. The record is from the annotation of a GenBank genome assembly.